Messenger RNA from Drosophila willistoni, 3236 nucleotides. RefSeq lists its product as uncharacterized. The transcript has 7 exons. The record is from RefSeq and is a predicted model, not a curated record. NCBI's taxonomy places the organism in Eukaryota, Metazoa, Arthropoda, Insecta, Diptera, Drosophilidae. Bases 230 to 1870 code for a protein of 546 amino acids.
GAAGCGCGUGGUCGAGUCUCAAGCUGAAAGAAAAGUUUAAAAAUUAAGGAUAAAGGAAGCAAAAAAAAACAAUAACAACAAGAACAACAACAACAACUAGACCAGAGUUAAGAGUCAACGAAAGAAAUUAUCUGUAAAUGUGCUUUUAGUGUGAAUGCAGGGAAAAUCAGACGAAAUAUAAUACUCUCGGAAGCAGCAUGGAUGAGGAGCACGACGACGAUCAAAUAAUAUGAGAUUAGAUGGGGCUUUAGAGCCCCGGCCCCGUUACGGAGCUGCCUUUGGCACGUUAAAGGGCCGACGCUUCAUUGGUGUUGCCCAAUAUCGUCGAGAGACGCGUGAAAAAUGUGAGCAAAAGCAACAGCAACAAGCUGAUGAAGACGACGAAGCAUCGGCCACAGCCUCAAUUUCAGAUGCUGAGUGUUUGACCAACAACAACAUCAACAACAACAACAACAACAGCUGCGACAACAGCAAGUACCAGAACAACAGCAACAAUUGCCCCUGGGCGUGCAUAAGUAAUACCAACCAAAAUAAGGGUGUCUCAACAACAACAACAGCAACAAGAGCUGAAACAACAACACGUGUAGCAGCCCCAGCUGUAGAAGCAAAAGUGGUAGGAGAAGAAGUAGGAGACGGAGACGGAGUAGAAGGAGCCCCAACAAAUUGGCGCGUCAUUUCUUUCUGUUGCGACAACGUAAAACGCGCCCUUCUCGCGUCCCUUAAAAUUCGUGCCCAGCAAUCGUUAAUGCUAAUGGCCGCCCUUACCGGGAACAAGCAAGUGGGGGGGCGUGGGCGUGGGCGUGGGCGCGAGCAUGGACGCAGACAUAGGGCAAAAUUUGGUUUGCCUGAUGGCAACCACUGGGAGCGACGCCUCAGCACGUUCGUCCUGAGCCUGAUUUCCGUUAUUGCGCUGCUGCCGCCGUUGACUCUCGGCGAUGACGGCGACAACUUCUUUGCCGUUAAUGCCUUCAGUGCGGGACCGGAGACAACAACACCAGAAUUUGACUACGCCAGUCGCGGUCAGAAGAAGUAUGGUGACAAAUGUGACAACACAUUGGAAUGCGGCUUUCCUGGCUCAAUAUGUGAUCCCAAAAAGAAAUCUUGCCAAUGCACCGAAGAUCUGCCCGUCACCAAUCACUUUGAUAAAUGUGGCAAAGAGGCCGCCGUCAACGAGUCCUGUUUCUUUAACGAACAAUGCGAGGUCAAGUACUUUCAGACGGAAUGCCGCGACGGACGUUGCAUUUGCCGGUUCGAGAUGUCGCCCAUUUGGGGCAAGGAUGGAUCUGUGGAAUGCAAAGGGCGCCAGGAUAAGCGUGGACCCGAGACCUAUAUUGAUCCGGCCAUGAUUGGUGUGCUGGUAGGAAUGGCAUUGAUGUUUAUUAUUAUUUGUGUCGUCCUGCGAUUGUUUAGCCAAGCUCGUUGGCGUGAGAAUCGCACCAUCUUCAAUACGCCCAAUCCACGGCUAAUGAAUGUCUCCCUGUUACGGGAUAGUAAACUGCUCCAUGGCCAGGAACGUCGCGGUUCCCGGAUGUCGGUACGUGCCCCAUCCCGUCAGCCCAGCAUGGCCUCACUGCGACCCCAUUCACCGAAUCCGUCGCUAGGUAAGACAGGUUCUCAUUCGGAAUCGCAUGGCAGUGCCAGCAAUGCAUCGGCCACCUCAGUGCGUUCCAAUCGCAGCAAUUCCGUGGCACCUGGCAAGGUGGCAGCUACUCAUCAUGAGCGUCAUGGAUCAUCUUCGCAUCGUCACCAUCAUCAUCAACAGCAGCAGCAGCCGCAGUCGCCGCAGGAGCAAACUUUGAUUACAAACAUAACAACAAAUCCUGUGGCCGAGAGUGUCACCGUGGAGAUCAUUGAGCCGGGACAGAAAUAAGGCAAUUACAACAAAGAGAGUUAUUAACAACAACAACAAACGACAAAGAAAAACAAUUAAAUUAUAUAGAAUUCUGGCUGCCUUUUUAGAGGGCUGUCCAUAAUUCACAUACACAACAUUUUUGGAAAUGACAAUUUUUUGCAAUUAAUGGAACUUUUUUAACCCAAUACCCAAUAUGCUAAUUAAUUACCCCUUUCAAAGAAAACACUUACACACAUAUAAUAUAUAUACUAUAUAUAGUACAUACUACAUAAAAUUAUAUAGCGAGCAAAUGUACUGGACUACACCGUAAACGUAACAAAGAAAAAAAAAUGUUUGAAAAAAACCUUGCAUAACAAAUUCAUACUACUCUUUAAUUUCGAACCAAAAAAAAGAAUGACAAAAAAAAACUAUAGAUAACUUUAAUAAUUUUUACAUAGUUAUAUUCAACAAAAGAUAACAAAGCUUUGGGUUCAAUGCUUUAACCCUACGCAUAGACAAAAAUGAGAUAUAUAUAUAUAGUAGAUAUAUACCUACAUAUAUGGGGCAUGAUCUCAAUUUUUUAGUAACUCCAUUGUUAAUACUUAACUUACAAUUAGAAGAUGCAAAUCAUUGCCAAAAGAAAAAAACAAAACUUAGCAACAUUUGCUGACCACGCCUUAUCUAAACGAAACCAAACUGGCCACGCCUCUAAUUGCUGCUAAAUUCUCAAAAAAACCCCCCUUGGCAAAUAUGGAUGAAUACUACAAAUAAUUGAUGAUAAACGAUACAAAAAACCAAAAAAACAAAAAGAAAAUUUAACAACCUCGGGACCAUAUUUUAUAAUCAAAAUAUGCGUUUCAAAGCGAAGCACGCAAGUUUUUAUUUCAAUUUUUGUUUUCAAAUCAUCAAGAAAGUAUAGAAGAAGAAAAACACAAAAAACCAAUGUAUAUUUUCGAAGAACAAACUAAGCUUAAACUAAACUAAACUUAAACUAACUCUAACUAAAAUUAAACUAGCAAAACGCACACUCAAGUGCCGUAAAUCGAGAAUCGAAAUUGACUUCCAAAGAAAAUGCAAUAUUGAUUUUUCCGAAUUCUAGAUCGAAACUCUAUAUUGGGCUAGUCGAGAAUAGGGGAAGAUUCUUGAAUUUGUCCAAUAUAGAGUUUCGAUUUUCAAAAACCACACACACAUUCAGAUUAGACUAUGAUAAGGUUUUUAGUUUUCAAUCUACCCCCCUCCCCUACCACCCACUCCCCCCCCCAACCCAACCCCAACAUUACACCAACAACAAGAAAAUAGAACUCUCUCUCUCAUUUGCUUUUGUGCUCAAUCAAAGAAGCUUAACUGUGAGAAUACCGAAAAAUAAACAAAAAAAACAAAACAAAAAGGAACUUUAAACAUAUUU